AUGCCUCCUCGGGGGCCCACCUCGCCCCUCACUGGUCCUCCUCCGGGUGGAAAUCCCACUUGUCGAAUGCAGUCUGCCGUUAUGUCGAUGUCCGCGGCGCCCCAGCAUCCCAGCCAUCUUGGUCCACCACCGCCACACGCCCAGAUGCACCCAGGACCUAUGAUGCUUCCGGUAGGCGCCUCUGGUGGAGGAGUUCCUAGUGGUCUCCCAGGUAUUCACUACGCACCUCAUGGACCUCUUCCGCCCGGUGGUCCUAUGCCUGGCGGUCCGGACAGACCCGAUCAUGGCAUCCCGCAGAUGCCACCCGGACAGCAACCACAACUUGGCGGUCCCAUGAUUCAACAUCAUCAUGGGCCUCCUCCGCCACAGCCCGGCGCUAUGGGGGUUCCUCCGAUGCCACCGCAUCAGCAAAUGCCACCGGGACCAAUGCCCGCGCACAAUCACCCGCACCAUCUUCACCAUCCCGUUCAUGCCCCCCUGCCAAUACAUCGCGGUGGAUUCCAACCGGAGUACCGAAUCUACGAGCUGAAUAAGAGGCUGCAACAACGAGCAGACGAAAGCGAUAGCCAGUGGUGGGAGGCCUUUGCAACAGACUUUUUUGAUGACGAUGCGACAAUUACAAUCACUGUGCGACUGGAGGAUGGUCCAAAGCAUUUUAACAUUGGCCGAACCCUCAUCCCGCGCUACUUUCGUAGUAUAUUUGAGAGCGGUUGCACCGAGCUCUUCUUUAACUUGCGCCACACUCGGGAGUCCUUUCACAAUUCCAUACUAACACUGGAGUCGGAUUGCGCCAGUAUGGUCAUGAAUAUGACUCGACCCUUUCCAACGACUGUCUUUGUGGAGGCUCAGUUCACUCUGGGAUUCACUCUGGAUGAGCUUAUGCGGAUUCGUAAUUGGACUUUCCAAAUUCGGUCCCAUCGAGAGCUGAUAAUUCGAUCCGUGCUCGGAGUUCAGGAUCCAAUGGUAUUCGAACAGGUUUCAAAAAAUGUUACCAGGUCGGGUAUUCUGGCCAAUACUCUCCAUUUCCUUCGUCUAUGUGUUAUUCUCGAGCCCAUGCAAGAGUUGAUGUCUCGGCAGAAAUUUCAAAAUAUUCCUCCUCGUGAUUGCCUUCGCAACAUCGUUAUGAACCGGUGGAAACGGAUGACAGCUAUCCCAAAUCAACCCACAAAGGCCGAGUCUAACCGACAAACGAACAAAAGGCGAAAACGGAAAGGCUCGUCUGCCAACUCAGAAACUGGCGGCGGUCGAGCCACGAAGCGUAAACAGUCGCCUGUGCCGCUGCCUCCGCAGAGCCUUGCUCAACCUGGAGACAUACUGAUCGUGGGUGAGCCAACAUUAAUGGGCGGUGAGUUUGGGGAGGAUGAUGAGCGAAUGAUCACACGUUUGGAGAACAGCCAGUACGAUCCGGCGGCAGCUGCUGUGGCCCUCGCCGCCCAACAGCAGCAACAACAGUUGAACGCAAUGGGCGGAGGGAUGCCCCCCCAACAACAGCAGCAGCACCAUCACCAUCCCACUACAACCUCUGGUAUGUCACCCUUCAGUCGUCCACCCUCAUUUCCACCUCCUUUUCCUCCGGGCGGAGGGGCUCAGUCCUCCUCACCGAUGAUGUAUGCGCCCGGACUACCCUACGCACCGCCACCACUGCAACAGCCACCUUCCUCUUCACCCUCAAUAAAACCGCACCAAUCGCCACUCUAUGGCCAUCCCAAUAGCGUGCCGCCACAACCACCACCGUCGAUGCCCUACGGUGGGGGUGGCGGUCCUCCAGGCAGCGGUGGUCCGAUAAUGCCCGCCAGCGUUCCCCCGCCUCACGCUGGUGUUGGUGGCGGCCGAAUCCUGUCUCCGAUGGGCCCCGUUGGUAUGGGCAAUCCCUCUACGCCUCUCGGACCAGGUGGGCCAAAUUUAGGCAACGCACCCAUGAUGUUUGCCCCUCCACCAAGCCUAGCAGACUCCGAGCCUGGAGGUGUUGUCGGAAGUGGUGGUGGAAUGGGUCAGCAGCCCCCUCGCGCUAGCAGUGCAUCAUCUCUGAACACCGCGGGUCUUCCACCCACCUUCCCUCCACCUCCUGAAGGUGUUACUCCUCCUCCCAAUCUGCAACAGCAACAGAAUGGUCCAGUUGCUUUCCAGGGCCAAAAGAGUCCCACUCUCAGCAGUCCUGGCGUCUCUGUCACUGGUUCCCUUCAAUUCCCACCUCCUUUGACCUCACAUUUCGAUUCUAUAGCGGUCAAUAGUGGAGGCAGAGCUCCUACCCCUAGACUACAGCCUGCCAGUGUUUCGGGGCAACAGCUAUCCGACGGUUCUGGUCCAGGAUCGAUAGGCCGGUCGGAGACACCGAAUCCGAACGGUUUCUCAGGCAGCAGUGAGACUGUUCCCACUUCCACUGCUUCCUCAAGCACUACCUCCUCCUCGUGUGGCUCCAUGCUACCAAACGCUCUCUCCGCCUCCUCCCACCCAGCUCCCAACGGAUCUGGCGUUGUUAUGCCCGCGCCCUCUUCUUGUCAAGGUGGUGCUGGUGGUGAUGCCUCGGUCUCAACAGUGCCGGUUCAGUAG
Molecule: messenger RNA, 2550 nt
Organism: Echinococcus granulosus
Lineage: Eukaryota; Metazoa; Platyhelminthes; Cestoda; Cyclophyllidea; Taeniidae
Product: LIM domain-binding protein 2
Exons: 9
Coding region: 1-2550 (849 amino acids)
Biological process (GO): negative regulation of transcription by RNA polymerase II; positive regulation of transcription by RNA polymerase II; nervous system development
Cellular component (GO): nucleus; transcription regulator complex
Molecular function (GO): LIM domain binding
Source: RefSeq, a predicted model, not a curated record